CAAGCUAGUAGCUAAUUAAGCUAAAGCUAGGCUAACUAGCUGUUGUCUGCUGCGGAGGGACAUGUAGCCAGUCAAAACAAAUCAGCCUCAAUGAAGGAUCUUCCAGAGUAAAUAACUGGGUCAUGGAGUUAAGAAAUAUCAAGGACCAGUCUCCAUUGGUCCAAGCUAUAUUCAGCCGAAACACAGAAGAGGUGACGUUAUUGUUGAACCACAACGAAGAUGUCAAUUCACUGGACCAAGAACAAAGUACACCACUUCAUGCUGCUGCUUAUUUGGGUGAUGUCCACAUUAUGGACCUCCUUAUUUCUUCAGGUGCAAAGGUCAACGCGAAGGACCAUGGUUUGCUGACUCCUUUACAUCGAGCAGCUUUCUCACGAAAUGAAAAAGCCGUGGAGCUGCUACUAAAGCACAAAGCAGAGGUCAAUGCACGCGACAAGUUCUGGCAUACGGCUUUGCACAUGGCAGCUGCAAACUGGGCUAUAGGUUGUGCUAAAGCUCUGAUUCCACAUGUUUGCAGCCUGGAUGUUAGUGACAGGUCAGGGAGGACACCACUGCAUCUUGCAGCACACAGCGGCCAUGGAGAGAUGGUUAACCUGCUCCUGAGCAAAGGUGCCAACGUCUGUGCCAAAGAUAAGAAAGAAAGGCAGGCCAUCCACUGGGCUGCAUACCAAGGGCAUACAGAUGUCAUGAAGCUGCUGGUGUCCCACAGCGCUGACAUGACAUGUAAGGACAAACGUGGCUACACUCCGCUCCAUGCAGCAGCAGCCAGUGGACAGUUAGACAUGGUCAGAUAUCUGUUGAGGCUGGGGGUGGAGAUUGACGAUCUCAACACUUUCGGAAACUCUGCGCUCCACAUGGCCUGUCACACUGGGCAGGACACUGUGGCCAAUGAGCUGGUGAAUGGCGGUGCCAACAUCAAUCAGCCCAACCACCAGGGCAACACGCCGCUGCAUCUGGCUGCUGCCUCCUCCUGCGGGGUGCUGUGUCUCGAGCUGCUGAUCAACAAUGGGGCUGAUGUCAACCUGCAGAAUAUUGAGGGGAAGAUCCCUUUGCAUAUGGCUGCCAUGCAUGGACGCUUUACAGGCUCCCAGAUUCUGAUCCAAAAUGGUGGGGAGAUCGACUGUGUGGAUGUGUAUGGAAGCACUCCUCUUCAUGUUGCUGCUAGAUAUGGUCAGGAGCUGUUGAUCAGCACUCUGCUAACAAACGGAGCUGAGAAGUCCAGACAGGGCAUUCAUGGGAUGCUUCCACUACAUUUAGCAGCGCUCUAUGGAUAUCCAGACUGUUGUCGAAAGUUACUGUCUAAUGGUCAGUUUUACCACAUCAUGUCAUCUCAAAUAUCAUCAGUCGGGAUUGAUGUAAACGUCCUGGAUGAUUUCGGGAGGACCUGUCUGCAUGCGGCUGCUUCUGGAGGAAAUGUCGACUGCCUCAACUUGAUCAUAAAUGGUGGCGCUGAACUGGACAUAAAAGAUAAUUUGGGAAGAUCUCCUCUGCACUAUGCUGCAGCCAAUGGGAACAGCCAAUGCACCAUUUCCCUGGUCAGAGCUGGAGCAGAGGUCAAUGAGCUGGACCUGAUGGGCUGCAGUCCUCUGCACUACACUGCUGCUUCACACACCUUCUGUGGUGGAAACCCAAACUCUGAGGUUGACUACAGUUUGGAAAAGGAACAAGAGGCCUCACUGUGUUUAGACUUCUUACUUGAUAAUGGAGCAAAUCCGAUUGUGAAGAACAGUAAGGGUUACAGUGCCGUUCACUAUGCAGCUGCAUAUGGGAACAAACAGCACCUGGAACUGCUCCUGGAGAUUUCGUUCAACUGUCUCGAAGAAGCUGAAAGUAACAUUCCAGUCAGUCCGUUGCACUUAGCUGCAUAUUAUGGUCACCAGGCGGCGCUGCAUUUGCUGUGUGAGACAUUAGUGAGUCUGGAUGUGCGGGACAUUGAAGGCCGAACUGCCCUCCACCUGGCUGCUCGGAGAGGAUUUGCCCCGUGUGUGGAGGUGCUGCUAACACAUCAAGCCUCUUACACACUGAGGGAGCACAAGCGCAAGUGGACGGCUCUCCAUGCUGCAGCUGCUGAGGGCCAGAUGGACUGUCUGCUUUUACUGGUCAAUAGGGAACAAAGUGCUGACAUCAUUGACUGUGCGGAUACACAGGGACAGACGGCUCUCAUGCUGGCAGCUCUGGGACGUCACAUCGACUGUGUCCACAUCCUGUUGGAGAAAGGAGCGAACGCUGAUGCUGCAGACAAAAAGGGCUUCACUGCGUUACACAGAGCUACCAUGUUGGACAGUGAGGACUGUGUAUCUGCUCUGUUGGAACACAAGGCUUCCGCUCUGUGCCGAGACUCUCAGGGAAGGACCCCGCUGCACCUCGCAGCCUCCUGUGGUCACACCGAGCUACUCCGCAGUUUGCUCAAAGCUGCUGUGAAAGCUGACCCUCUGGACUCCAUGCUAGACCACAGAGGCUACACACCCACACACUGGGCUGCCUACCACGGACACGAAGGAUGUUUACACAUUUUACUUGAAAACAAACGUUUAUGCAACCAGGAGAGAAACCUGUUCACGCCGUUGCACUGUGCUCUAGUUAACGGACAUGAAGUUGCUGCUGAACUUCUAGUGAAGACAAAUGGACCUCAAACUGUCCACAUUAGUGAUGCCAAAGGAAGGACACCUCUGCAUGCAGCUGCCUAUUCAGGAAAUGUUGCUGGGCUGCAGGUGGUCCUGGCCCAGGGAGCAGAGGUAAACGCUGUGGACCACAGUGGCUACACUGCUCUGAUGAUUGCUGCUGACCGUGGACAGACUUCGGCUGUGGAAUUCUUGCUGCACAAUGCGAAGCCCGAUCUGACCCUGGUGGAUGUCAAUAAUAACACAGCCCUUCACUUAGCCUGUAGCAAGGGUCAUGAGAUGUGUGCUCUGUUGAUCCUUGGUGAGAUCAGCGACUCUUCGCUCAUAAAUGCAACUAACAGCGCUCUCCAAAUGCCUCUUCACAUUGCAGCACGGAAAGGCCUGGCGACUGUAGUGCAGGUGUUACUGAGCAGAGGAGCAGCAGUCAUGGCUGUAGAUGAGGAAGGCCACACACCAGCUCUGGCCUGUGCCCCAAACAAGAAUGUGGCCGACUGUCUGGCCCUGAUCCUCUCCACCAUGAAGCCUUUCUCUCCCAGUGAGGCCGGCGGUGGCACGGCCUCCCUCUUCAACCCCAUCCUGAAGAACUGUGGGAUUUCCAAUGGAAACCUUUGUCACGCCUAAGCUUAAGACUAGAUGCGCCAGCACGGGUGUGAGACUGAGUGAAAUCUUAACCAUGUGUAGCCUAAAAUCACCCACAUGAAACCACAACAUGCAAGUCUUUAUGAACAAGUGUGGUCAUGUUUAGCUUUUUCUUUCACACAUCAUGACAUUUUUACUUUUGUGUCACAUGUAGCUGCACAUAGACUGUGUGCUCAUGCACCGGUAGAAUAGUCUCCCUCUCUAAAAAUCUAGUCUUACAUAGUACUAAUAAUAGCAGACCUCUUAUGUUGUCUUUUAAUAUUUUACUUGAGUUUAGGGCAUAAAUAUGUUAUUUAAAUGAAGCACUAACCUUUAGAAAUGAAUGGAGGUUUUAACAUGAGCACAGAAUACGAGCCUGUCUACCUGAACCACAGCCACUGUCAGUAUUGCCUUCAUUUCUUACCUCCUUAACCACCAAAGCCUGAAAACUCCACUCUCAUACAGAGCCGACUCAAGAGCUAUUACUUAUUAUGCAUUGCUUCGUAAUAUACUUGUUUUCAAAAAUAUCUAAUCCAGCAGGUGCUAUUAACUUUCCAUGCAAUUAUUAAGAUUCUAUUUUCUUAUUCUUUCCAGAGUGUAGAAGACUGGUAAUAAUAACUGUAUUAUUCUAAUAUUAUCAUGACUUAUGUCUCAUUUCAGUAAUGAUAAGAGUCAUAAACAUCUUACAGUUUAAAAAAAUAUAUAGUUUACUGAGUCUAGUGUAUAUAUUAUUCUUAAAAUGAAGUCAAUCUUUUGUAUAACCUUGAAAUACCCAAAUUAUUGAGAAUGAACCUCAGGUCAGUGUGUACUGUACAGCUGGUGCAAUAAAAAGCACAUCUGGAGCUGGAUGUUGCAUAACAAGUAUAAAGCAGGACUGAUUUUUUUGUUUUAUUCUCUUUUUUUCAAAUUAAGUGCAUAUUGUAAGAAUUGUCAAAUUGCUUGUUUCCUGAUACUAAAACACAGAUAUUUGUAUUGAUUUACAGUGACUCCCUCAUUUUUGAGAAAUGACAGCUAAUUAUCUUUUCAUUUUUCCUUGUCUUGAUGACUCAUUUCUUUCAACACUAGCUGACACUAACUGAAAUCUCAACCAAGAAAAAUUAGCAGUGCUAAUACAUUUUUCUUUGGUUCUUUUCACUUUAUUUUUGGCUUAGUAACCUUGUACAGGAACACACAUUUGCUGCCUCUGUAAAGAUAAAGGUUUUAUAAAUUGAGUUGUGCAUUUAAUGAUAAACUUUUUGAAUUUGCACUCUGAGAUAAAAGUUUACAUUUAAGUGAAGCGUAUCCUCCUAACGUUUAUGCAAUUAUUCUAUAAUACAGUAGAGCACUAUUCGUUGAGUGUGUCCUUCCUUGUUUUAUUUGGAUUAAAGUACUGGGACAAAGGGCAGUUUUACACCUUCACUUGAAUCUUUAGAGUAAAUGUUUGUUUUCAGGAAUUUCUCCGUUUCAGCUUUUCACUGAGCAAACUGUUUGUCUUCCCUAACAUAUUUCUAAGAUUUCAGAGUGCAACUUGACUGCUGUAUGGUUUAGUUGUGGAUGGCAUUCAUAUUAAGAAAAAAUAAAUAAACUUGCUCCUAUAUAAAGCUU
Molecule: messenger RNA, 4823 nt
Organism: Solea solea (common sole)
Lineage: Eukaryota; Metazoa; Chordata; Actinopteri; Pleuronectiformes; Soleidae
Product: serine/threonine-protein phosphatase 6 regulatory ankyrin repeat subunit C-like
Exons: 28
Coding region: 123-3242 (1039 amino acids)
Cellular component (GO): cytoplasm
Molecular function (GO): protein binding
Source: RefSeq, a predicted model, not a curated record